Molecule: messenger RNA, 792 nt
Organism: Cryptomeria japonica (Japanese cedar)
Lineage: Eukaryota; Viridiplantae; Streptophyta; Pinopsida; Cupressales; Cupressaceae
Product: THO complex subunit 4A-like
Exons: 2
Coding region: 1-792 (263 amino acids)
Biological process (GO): mRNA export from nucleus
Cellular component (GO): nucleus
Molecular function (GO): mRNA binding
Source: RefSeq, a predicted model, not a curated record
AUGGUGUCUAACAAGAAUGAGGAGAGUCAUCACAGUGAUGGAAUGGAUCCCCACACAAUCGAAGUACUCAAUAAAAAAUUGGACAUGAGUUUGGACGAAUUGAUCGCUGCAAACAAAAACAAUAGAGGCUCCACCCACUCGAUGAGAAGGAGAAGAGGAGGAGCAAGAAAUGAUGAGCACACCAAUAUUACUUCUCGUUCAUCUGCUCAAUCCAUUCCUCACUCUCAGCAAUGGCGCCACAGAGUGAGAUCUUUUAAUCCAUUCAUCCAUAGGUGGCCUGAAAGUAGUGUUAAAAAGAGAUCAAGAAAUGGUCAGCCUGAACAAGAGCGCCCUAGGAAGAGGUUCAAGCCAAGCUUAGUAACCAAUAAAUCUCAGCAAUCAUCUUCGGGCACAUUGAGAGGGAAAAAAUUAUACGUCUCCAAUCUGGAUCACAAUGUUAGUAAUAAAGAUAUUGAGAUUUUAUUCUCGGAAGAUGGGAAAGUGGGAUUGAAGAAUGCAACAAUUCACUUUGAUGAAAAAGGCCGCUCUCUGGGUACGGGGGAAGUCGUUUUUGCAAGGGAAGAAGAUGCUGUUGCUGCUAUGAAUAAGUACGAUGGGAAAAAACUUGAUGGAAGACCACUUGAUAUUCACUUGUUGAGAGAAGAGGAUAAAUCUCAUGCUAAUAGAAAUAUUUUUGAGAAUGGAGGAGGAAGAAGGCGGGGGCAAGGGAGAGAACGAGGGGGAGGGAUCCGGCGAGAGCGACUUUUAAUCUCCACCAUCGAUCUAUAUAAUUCUUCAAGUACUCUUUAUUAA